AGCACAAUCGUGUUUUAGUGUCGCUAAAUUCUGCUGCUUCGAAAUGUCAAAACAAAUACAUAACCUGAAAGUCGCAUAAGCUCAAAGCGCAAGUACCUCGGUGCGGAUAUAGUUGAACCGAUGUUUGAAACGUUACAAUGUUUAUCGUGACGAAAGAAAUCGACAGCGAAAAUAUUAGUAAAUUGUGCCGUACGUGUUUGAGAGAGGAUGGCGACAAAAUGAUUUGUUUGUUCGUGGGACCGGCUGGCUCUUCUCUUGCUGCAAAAUUGCGAUCUUUGUCGUGUUUAGACGUUUGGCAAGGCGAUGGCCUUCCGGAAAAGAUGUGCGAUCGUUGUGUUACCAGAGCCGAGUCUGCUCUGCUCUAUAGGGAACAGUGUCGGGCCGCUGACAGAGCAUUGAGACAAGCCGCGCUAAAGGUUUCUGGUUUAGCCGCAUAUGCUGCAGUAUCUGGAUGCAAACUGUACCAGCAGAACCAAAGCUUCCAGCCAGUUUCAGUUCCGGUACCAGUUCCAGUCUCCAACACUCACAAAGCGUUGAAGUGUAUUGAAUGUGGUAUCCCAUGUGCGAGUUACCAAGAACUCUGCACGCACAGUAGAUCGCAUUUACCAUUUAUACAAGAGAAUAUCCCCGUGCAGCGAAUGCGCGUAGCAGAAACUCAAAAUUCUUACCUCAACUUUAAUUUUAGCCAUUUCAGUUCGAAUCUGACCGGAGAAGCAAUGUCGAACCCGCCGCUAUCCCCUUUGAUUAGAUCGAACAUGAUCCAACAAAUGAUCCCAACGAAUGGCGAGAAUUCUAGUCGCGCCGCUUGCGCGUUGCAUUGUUCUCUGUGCAAUCACACGUUCACGAACAGGAUGCAGUUGAUGAGCCAUAAUAUCGCCCAUAGCACAGAGAAUAUAGAUAUGUCUUGCGACAACGAGAACAUAGAUAUCUGCGAGAACUCGAAUCAAAUUCCUCAGAACUUGAGCUAUGAAAGAUCCAUCAACUCCGUCGAAAACUCCAUCGAGAACUUGUCGUACGAAAAGUCUGGGACAAACGGAACCAGCCAGGUGCAAGUGCACAGUGUCGGUUUUCCCGAGAACAUGGAUCUGGAGGAAAUUCAUGCGUCGCAGGGAAGCUCCGAGCGACUUGGAAACACGUCGAUGCAUCAUUCUGGGAAUGACAUGCUCGACACCCGUGCUUUGAGGUUCACCAAAGACCUCGAGCGUGCCGACAACAAGGAAAACAUCGGUGGCUACGAAAUGUGCUCCAGCGAUUUGAAUUACAAGGAACACGUCAUUCAGGAACGCGUUGAACAGGCCAGCUCAGAAACAAAGAAGUACAAAUGCGAGGCGUGCUCGAAAUUGUUCUCUCAGAAAUCGAAACUACAGACUCAUCGGCUGUCGCACUCUGGUCAGCAACCCUUCAAAUGUCAGAGCUGCGACAAGGCGUACUCGAGCAAAAGCAAAUUGAACGCUCACGUUCGACUGCACACUAAGACCAACGUGCACAAGUGCAAAAUGUGCGAAAAAAUAUUUGCAUAUCCCUCGUACCUGCGGGACCAUUUGAAAACCCACGAGCAGAUGUCUGUCAAAGCAACAACGACGGUAACCGCGACCACGACUGCAACCAUGACCACGACGGCAAUGACCAUUACCGCCGACCAGAGGAAAAUAUUCGAAUGCGCGGCUUGUCGGAAAAAAUUUCGCAUGCUGAAGAAUUUAAGGGCCCACGAAAGGUUGCACACCGGCAAGGGUUUGGUGCAAUGCGAGAUAUGUGACAAGAGGUUCAGUCAACGGUACAACUUGAAGAUUCAUCUGCGAACGCACAAGGCGACGAGAGCGCACAAGUGCGAGUACUGCGGCAAGAGUUUCGUGCAGAAGGGCAAUCUCGUCGAGCAUCUGAGAAUUCAUACCAAAGUAAAGCCUUUCGAGUGCAACACCUGCGGGAAACGCUUCUCUCAGUCGAGUCACUUGAAGAAUCACGCGGCUUCGCACGCAUCUCUGAGGCAGCAUCAAUGUCGGUUGUGCGGAAAGCGAUUUAAGCUGAUCAAUCACUUGAAAAGACAUUUGAAUUUGCACAACGGUACCAAAACGUACAAAUGUCAUCGUUGCAAUCAGCUGUUUUCACAGGCAUUUAGCCUAACGAGGCACUUGAAGAGACACGAGUCGCACGAAUCACAUACCUAACGCGCACGCGUAAAAUUUUUGUAUUUAUUAUUAAAUUUAUAUUUCACGUGUACAUAUGUA
Molecule: messenger RNA, 2225 nt
Organism: Megalopta genalis
Lineage: Eukaryota; Metazoa; Arthropoda; Insecta; Hymenoptera; Halictidae
Biological process (GO): regulation of transcription by RNA polymerase II
Cellular component (GO): nucleus
Molecular function (GO): zinc ion binding; DNA-binding transcription factor activity, RNA polymerase II-specific
Source: RefSeq, a predicted model, not a curated record